GAUCCCCGUUGAGGGACUACACUGCGUCCACGAUCCCAACAUCACAAUACAUAAAAUAUAUGACAAGGCUGAAUAAAUGUUAUGUCCUUUCUGGCACAAGAAUUAAAAUUAAAAAUUAUGCAGCUGUCAUUGUCACACGAAAAUUAAGUGAAAAUUAAUUUAACCUAAAACUUUGUCAACGAUAAAAAACAAAAAAAGAUACCAACGUUAAUAAAAACUAAUAGAAUAUUAGAGGCAUUAAACUCAGCUACUUGCCUGCAUUAUGCAUAAUAACAAUAAUACUAAAACUGGACAUAGUGCUAAUGUAAAUAGUAUGAAUCAGAUCGUGCACCUUCUUCAAGGAGACUAAAUAGGUUACCUGGCGUUCCUAUUGACACGCUUCGGUAUUGUCUGCACUGUUUUAGAAGACUGAGCAUUGUCCACCUUCAGGCACAGCAGCAGCAACAGCAACAAGAGUGUUGUCCGCCUCCGGUACAAUGGCAGCAGCAAUAGGGAACAGCUUAGGAAACUUGACAGUGAUCAUGCCGAGUUCAUCUAACGAGACGAAACGUACUCUGGCGCCGCAGGGAGUUAAAAUUGAAAUGAGACCAUUUAACGUCCACAUAUUACUUAUGCCGAAGUAUUCUCUUGCACUCUUGAAAGCAGCUUGCCGAUUCCUUGUCAAAAAAUCAUGUACGACUAAGGAGGAACCCUUCAGCUUUGUCUUUCUCUUCCACACUAGUGACCUGAUAUUAGAAAAGGAAAAUUUUAUAACAAUAGGGCGAGAACGUCCUUCAGAGAGAUGGCCCAACUUGUAGACUUGAUGUUAUCGCUGGUGAUAUCAGCAAUACCGAAAUGUUUCUGCAGUAGCGUAAUGCCAUCAGUUGUCAGAUCACUGUCAGCUAAUUGUGGCACACCACUGAGUAGAAGACACUUUUGACGAUGCCUUUUCUCAAUUAUAUUCACGGACUUCAUUUAUUCAUAUUGAUAUCGUAUGUCAGACUUAAUUCUUCCUACGUUUCUAUUAAUGAUACUAUCGACGAUUCUUGAGAUCUCAAUACUUCAGUAAAACAUAUAUUCCCAUAACAUAAAACAUUAUAGGUGAAGUGAAGUUUCCCUUAGUCGCCUCUUACGACACCCACGGGAUGAGAGGGGGUAGUGCUAUUCUAUUCUAGGCCGGCACUACACGGCGGAACAACACAACGGCACAACAUAAUCAUAGCCCUCCCAAUGUCAUCACAACCCACUGCUUUGGAUUUUAUAGAGAGCACGAUCUUACUAACCUCCUCUUCAGUCAGAGAAUCGAAAGAAUCGUUUGUAGAAGGUGCCAUGGAAGUAAUAGCUGAAACUGUAGAAUGAGUAACUGAAGUCGGGAGAGAAAGGGACAGACGAGAAAUGCUUAUUAUGGUCAUCAGGUGAAACAGAAGAGAUAUGUUUAGGAGAGGAUUUACCGAAACCGAGAGAUCGUAGAAAUUCCCAUGUAUUGGCUUGAAUUGAAUUCAAAAUAUUCUGAUGAAUGUACUGGCGUUUAGCAGCUCUCACCAUCUAAUUGCAGAGAUUGCUGGUAGUUUUAAAAUCAUCCGAAUUGUAAUCAGUGCGGCACCGUUUGUACCUACGAAAGCACUUAUUACGCUUCCGCAUUGCCAUGCAAAUACCAGCAGUAAUCCUCGGCGCAGGCGGGCGGUUCAAUUUGACGCACUUUUUAGAUGUAUGACUGUCAAAAAGUCUCAUGAUAGCAUUACUAAAAUAAAAGACCAUAUUAUCAAUGAUAGCUGCCUCGCAAAAAGGUUUUAAGUCUAUACUAUACGCGUCACUUUUCAAUUUCUCCGCAUGCAGUCGCAAAAAGCUUCGUAUUCGGACUAUUUGAGGCUUAGGUUUUGGAGGUUUAGCUUUAUGUGCUAGGAAAAAAUGGAGAAACCGGAUGCCGGAAGUUGGUCAUGUUUAAUGACACGAUCAUGAUAAAGUUUUAAAAUGUGAUCGAUCCAUGAGUCCGAAGUGGUAUGAUUAUGGUGGGUUGGUUCAAGGUGAAGAAUUGAGAAGUUAAUCGACUGAAUUAAGGAUCGAAACUAACGAGACUGCGCGCUAUCUUUUAGAAGGUCAGUGUUAAAGUCGCCCAGGACUAUGUGGUUUGUGUAGUCAGUAGCAAGUGAAUUGAGAAGCAAUUCAAAGUCUGUGAAUUUUUUGUGUGGAGAAAGGACGAUACGCAGCUCCCAGAAUGAUUUUAACUCCAUUAACGGUGACUCAAAAUACCUUACCAUACUCUUACUCCACUAUAGGCCCAUAUCAAUAUUACCUUUUCUCUGUAAGAUUUUAGAAACUGCUGUAUAUAACCAAUUCUCUUCUUUUCUCUUUCGCCAUAAGAUUCUUAAUCCUCUACGAUCUGGGUUUCGACCCUGUCACUGCUCUCCUUAAAGUUCUAGACGACGUUCGGAGUGGCAUAGAGAAAUCGCAGUUGAGAAGAAUGGUCUUGGUCGAUUUUUCUAAAGCAUUCAAUAUGAAUAAACAAGUUCCAACGGGUUAGAUGUACUGAAUUUAUAAAUUUAUGACGAUUCGCAUCCUUUGCAGGAAUGCGUCGUCAGAAUAAUGACGACGCAUAAUUCUUACGACGCAUUCCUGCAAAUGAUGCGAAACGUCAUACAUAAAUAAUUUCAUUACAUCAUGCGUGAAAACCGAGGAAACAAAUGCAUUCAACAUGGUCAACUACGACAGUCUCCUUGCAAUCCUUACUCACAUGGGAGCCUCUUUUUUGGCGAGAACCUGUUCUCUUCGUAUCUUUGUGGAUGCCAGCAGGCUGUUCGAAUUGGUCAGACUAUUUUGAGCUAGGCCUAUAUCUCUGCUGGUGUUCCGCAGGGCGGUAUUCUUUCUCCCUCUGCUUUUUUCACUUUUUAUUAAUUUCCUCACUACUCUAAUUCUAUCCUCUUACCAUGUGUAUUCUGACGAUCUCCAACUCUAUGUUUAAGCUGAUAAGCAUAACUUAGACGCUGCUAUCAUACGCUUAAACCAAGACCUACAAAAAAUUAGCGAUUGUUCCAUGUCUUAUGGUAUCUUUGUAAACCCGUCGAAAUGCCAGGCUAUUAUUUUAGCUAGUUUUAUAUUGGCAAUUGGCUACGCUUGAUCUGAGUAACUUAAAUCCGGUAAUGUACAAUGGUAAUAUUAUCCAGUAUCUUCCUAGCGUUUGGAAUCUAGGCUUAUUUAUCGAUGCUACUCUCAGCUGGGAAGUGCAUGUUCAAGAAGUUAAUCGUACGGCGAUCAACACACUUCGAGCACUUUAUCGUCUAUAGCACUUUCUCCCUACCUGUUCCAAAGUCGCACUCGUCCAAUCUCUUAUUCUCCCUAUUCUCGUCUAUGCUGACAUCUGCUGUUCUAACAUCACUUAAAACCUUAUCCAAUUGGAUCGUUUGGUCAACAGCGGUAUUUGCUUUGUUUUCGGAUUACGUAAAUACGACCACAUUUCUCCCUUUACGAAUCCACUUGAAUAGUUGCCUAUCAAUGGCCGAAGAAGAAGAAACCUUAGAUUACUUUGCAUGCUCUUCAAGCUUUUAUACGAUCCAUGUGCUCUAGAAUAAAUAAAUAAAUCUAGAUUUCAAUUUCUGGGCACUUCCAAUCAACGUGAUCUUUGCUCGUGCGUUCGUUUUAGAUCCAAAUCUUUCACUAUUACUGCCCUACGCCUGUGGAAUGCUUUACCACUAAGCAUACGUAGUACUCACAAUCAGUUUGAGUUCUAAAAACUUGUGUGUGAACACUACCUGACUAGAUAAUUCCGUAUAGUUUGCAUUGAUAUAUCAUAGCCUAAACGUGGAUCAGAAACGUAUAAGUAAAAUAUCAUAAACACGCCUUAAAUUUCAGGUUUUGGUGGGCAUAGAAAUAUUAGAAUCACGUUAUCUAAUAAAUGAUCAAAUUUAACUGUAAUUAUCUUUCCUGACGCUCCAAUGAUAUAAUGGUGCGAUUGUUUUACGCAAAUCAAUAAUCGCACAUUUUGAUUUCAAUCUAAAUGAUAAGAUUCUUAUACCUUUUCACCAAAUCAAGUUCUUAUAAAUAUUGGUGUAAAAAGGCAUAUUGUAAGUGGUGUACGGACCAUAGGAAGUAUACAAUGAAAUUAACAUUGUCUCUCCUUGCCGUGAUAGCGGCUUGCUGCGUAUCGGCAGUACCUUUGUUAGACAAGGAAACCCAAGUGUCUAAGACACAGUUAAUUCCCUUCAUUGAUGAAGCUGGCGUAGAGCAAGUCAUUGACUCAGAGGAAGAGCCUGAUGAGGACUUCUUGGAGGAACUAGAACAAAAUGAUAUCAACAGAUAUGUUUUGUUCACCAGGAGUAAUCCAGAAAACGGCCAAGAAAUUACCCACGGUAUCGCUGCUUCCAUAUCCGAGUCUAACUUCGACGCCAGUAAAAAAACUGCAGUCGUAGCUCAUGGAUGGCUCAAUAAUGAAGAAAGUGGUUUGAACAGAGCCAUCGUAACUGCUUUACUUUCCGCCGAUGAUUGCAACGUAAUCGUUCUUGACUGGAGUCGUCUGGCCAGACGUAACUACAUUACUUCGUUCCGUGGUGUUCCCACGGUGGGUCGUAGAUUGGGACGCUUCGUGGGCUUUCUCAACUCCAGAGCUGGACUCUCUUUGGACAAUGUCCACUUGAUCGGCUUCAGUUUAGGAGCUCAUCUCGUCGGGAACGCCGGAAGGGAACUUGAAGGAAAAGUUGCUCGCAUCACCGCGUUGGACCCCGCUGGGCCUCUAUGGAACUUGAAUUCCAACAGAAUCCAAUCGAGCGACGCGGUGUACGUCGAAGGCAUACACACCGACGGUGGCUUGGUGGAGUUAAGUCUUGGUCUCGGCCUUCGCAUCGGCGAUGUUGACUUCUUCCCCAACGGUGGAAACAACCAGCCUGGCUGCUGGACCUCCAGUAUCUGCUCUCACAACCGCGCUUGGAGGAUCUUCGCCGCUUCGGUGUCCUACAAUCAUUUGGAGGGCAGACGUUGCUCGAACGUGAUGCAGAUGACGUUGAACCUCUGUCGCGGCGACAGACUCAGGAUGGGCAAUAACGAAUUGAAGAAAAAUGGAUCUGGACGAUACCGUGUCAACACCAGAAGACGCUAUCCUUAUUAAAUGAUACACUUUGUUAAAACAAUGACAGAUGCAUUCAAAUUUCACAUUUCUCUUAAAACAUGAAACUUAAGGCUAUCUACUGUUGCAUAUUUAUUUUGUUAUUGAAUAUAAAUUUCUAUAUCAAUAUAUAUCGACAGUGGAAAAGCAAAAUUGCUUAUACGCCACUUUGGUGCUGCUUAAAAACAUUUUCAUUUAAUGUUAUUUUUAAGCAGUACCAAAGUGGCGUAUAAGCGAUUUUGCUUUUCCACUGUCAAUAUGUAUGUUUAUUUAUAUAAUAUUGUGCUACUACAAUUUUAACUCUGCUGUUUUGUGAAGAUGCCAGAUUGAUUUACAUAGCGAAGAAAAAAAUUAUGUGCUUGUGACCUCUGAUAAUAAUGAAUAUAUUACAAUAGUUAUAUUUAUAAAUCGAUGUAUAAUUAUUUUAAAAUUCCUUCUUAAAUAAAUCCUGAAAACAAAUAUUGAAACCGAUGAAAGAGUUUGUGAAAUUCCAACUACUGCUAAAAUAAAAACAUAAUCAUACUACAACUGUAUGUCAUUAAAAAUAAUAGUCUAUCAAGAUCAAUCUAGUCACUGGAUCGAUGCUCAAAAAUCUGAUAAAAUCAUAUCGACAGUUUUUUUUGGCAUAGUCUCUUGAUUAAGAAAUUACUGUAUUCUAUUUAAAAAAAUAUCAUAGAAUAUUAGUCUGCAAUGCAGUGAUACUAACAUGCAUUACUCUAUCAUCUCCCAAAAUUAAAAGAGGGAUCUUGUACCUGCUGUGCAUAAUCAUCUGUAUCGGAAUAUAUGUAUAAAAGAAGGCCUUUUGUUACUGACUGAGAGUCAAUGCACAGCCCAAACCACUAGGUCUAGAGACUCCAAAGGCUCGUAUGUUCUUUAUAAGGUUCAGGGGUGCACUAAGACAAGAUUUUUCAAAAUUCACCCCCGAAGAGUUUCAUUCAAAUAAGGGAUAAAAAUCUGUCUAAGAUGGUAAAAAGGGGAUAAAAAUUUGUAUGGAAAAUCUUAUUCCUUGAGUCUUGAAACUUGCCACGAGUAUCUAAAUAAAUAUUAAAGUAAGUCAUUUUCAGUUUUUUAAACUACCCCCUAAAAGGGGAUUGGGAGGGUUCAGAGCUUUAUAUGGCUGAUUUUUAAUGCGCAUUUCGAUUAACUCGAAACUUGGUAUUUUUACUAAAGACCAGAAAUAAAGAAUAAGUGUAUCAGGAUUUUUCGAAAAUCUACCCCAAACUUUGAUCCCCUUUUUAACUCUCUUUGGUUAGGAGGGUAAAAUAGGGAAUCAAAGUUUGUAUGAAAAAUCUUUGAGUUAAUUGACUUAAAAUUUGGUACGAAUACUCAUGUUUAUUAUUAUCUAAAUCUUCUUAAUAUUUAUAAAUUAGGCACCACGUUGUUUGUUUGUUAAUCAAAUUUGCACACUGUGUGGAGUUUGAUCCAUCUUGAAAGAUAGGAUAGCUUACAUUUCAAUUUAUAGUCACAAUAUUAUUUUAUUGCAAAUUAUAACAUUAUCUUUAA
Molecule: messenger RNA, 6574 nt
Organism: Chilo suppressalis (striped riceborer)
Lineage: Eukaryota; Metazoa; Arthropoda; Insecta; Lepidoptera; Crambidae
Source: the annotation of a GenBank genome assembly